GAACAUGUAUCUGCGCACCACAAAGAAAAACCCACUAACCCACCAUCAAAACCUACGUCUCCCGCUCCCCCUCCCCCUCCCCCUCUCAAGUCCAUGUAAGCUCUCUCCCUCUCUUGCUUUCUUUGGCUAUUUUCCAAGCUCGGUUUCUUCGAAAAAUUUCUACUUUUUGCAGCUCUAAUGCUAUCUCAAGCUACAUUAUUGCAACAUUCUUAAAGUUUGCAUCUUUCAAGUUGUAAGAGUUUAAUUGCUCUGCUUGAGCAAGAAAGUUUUAGUGAUGGGUGCAUCAGGAAAAUGGGUGAAAUCCCUUAUAGGUUUUAAAAUGUCUGAUAAAGAUCAAGACCAUGUAAAUGGCAAGAGCAAGAAAUGGAAGCUAUGGAGGAGCUCAUCUGGUGACUUGGGGUCUUCAUGGAAGGAUUUUAAAGGGAAACAUAGAGCAGCGUCAGAGGCAUCAGGUUCUUCACCAUUAACUGAUCCAUUUACUACCGCAAUGGCUACUGUGGUUAGAGCUCCUCCUAAGGGUUUUAGGGUUGUCAGGCAAGAGUGGGCUGCUAUCAGGAUUCAAACUGCUUUCCGUGGAUUCUUGGCAAGAAGGGCUCUGAGGGCUUUGAAAGCGGUGGUGAGACUCCAAGCUAUAGUUCGAGGUCGACAAGUGAGAAAGCAGGCUGCUGUGAUGCUUAGGUUCAUGCAGGCUCUUGUUCGAGUUCAAGCUCGAGUCAGGGCUCAUCCUGUGCGAAUGUCCAUAGAAGGGCAGGCAGUGCAGAAUAUGCUAAAUGAACGACAUAGCAAGGCUGAUCUCUUGAAACAUGCUGAGGAAGGGUGGUGCGAUGGCAAGGGGACAUUGGAAGAUGUGAAGUCAAAACUGCAAAUGAGGCAAGAAGGAGCCUUCAAGAGAGAAAGAGCAAUUGCAUACUCCCAUGCUCAAAAACAAUGGAGAUCAAACCCCAGCUCAAAUACUCGAACCAAUAGCUCAGUAUACUCAUUCAAGAAUCAGGAGUUUGAUAAGAAUAGCUGGGGAUGGAGUUGGCUUGAACGCUGGAUGGCAGCCAAGCCAUGGGAGUCUAGAUUGAUGGAGCAAUCCCACACUGAUCCCUCGGUGACUCCACCGAAGUCUUGUGUAGAUGUGAACAUACAUUCAAAAUCCUCUGAACAAAGUUUAGUGCAAGUCAGAAAGAACAAUGUAACUACUAGAAUUUCAGCUAGGCCUCCAAUUGGGCAUUUUACUCGCUCAUCUUCCAGUCCAAGUUCUGAAUUCCGCUUUGAUGAGAGUUCAGCUUCUUCAUCAAUUUGUACAUCUACAACACCAAUAUCAGGAAACACUGGCUUGGCCUCUGAUAAAACAGAGGAGAGUGGUAACAGUAGGCCAAAUUACAUGAACCUGACCGAGUCAACCAAGGCAAAGCAAAAAACAUCCGGUCAUUUAUCCCAUAGGAUCCGAAGGCAGUCUAUGGAUGAGUUUCAGUUUCUCAAAAAGUCGAGCAUUCUCAAAUGGAGAUUCGAAAAACAGUGCUGGUUCUGAUCUGUCAGUUAAUUUAUCUAAGCCACUUUGCUUGCCAACAAGAUUUGAUAAGAACUCGACGAAAUAACUAAGAGGAAUGGAUCAUUUGUAUGAUUACAUGGGUUGAUUAAGAAGUUUCAACAACUUGUUGUACUCCGUUGUUGAGAUAUGUGUAUUAAUUUAGAAGCAUGUCUGCAAUCAUUUACUGGCAAGCUGUAGCUAAGACAGCUUGGUGAGUUACUAGUGUUUUGAGGGUUAUCCAUUCUGUAAAAUAGUUAAUUUUGGUUGUGCAUGUGAUCUUCACCAGUAGCCUCCAACUCAUACCAAAUUUUGACAGAUAAAUGGAUUUUUGCAGGACCUGAAUUGUUCUAGGACA
Messenger RNA from Populus nigra (black poplar), 1871 nucleotides. Its product is annotated as protein IQ-DOMAIN 6-like. The record is from RefSeq and is a predicted model, not a curated record. Gene Ontology annotation, molecular function: protein binding. The transcript is spliced from 5 exons. The coding region runs from base 275 to 1516 and encodes 413 amino acids. Lineage: Eukaryota; Viridiplantae; Streptophyta; Magnoliopsida; Malpighiales; Salicaceae.